AUUAAUAGCUCCGCGGCAGACUCAGAACCUUCUCGCUGACAUAGUUUAGAAUCAUCUCCCGACUAACCGGCGCAAUGCGCGGAACGAGCACCUCCCGCAGCCAUCGCUCGACAUCAUACUCCAUCGCAUACCCCAUCCCCCCAUGCGUCAGCACUGCACGCUCACACGCCGUAAACGCCGCUUCCGCCGCAAGAUACUUGGCACUAUUCGCAGCAACUCCCACGGAAUGCACGGGAAUCGAGUCAUCCGUCCUCGACGCAUCAUACAGCCUGGCUGCAUGGUACGUCGCCAGCUUGGCCGCCUCGAGCUUCAUAUACGCAUCAGCGAGCGGAUGCGCAAUCGCCUGGUUCUGGCCAAUCUUGCGCCCAAAGACGACGCGCUCAUUCGCGUACUCUGCUGCCCGCUCCAGCGCCACGUAUCCCAGCCCCAGCGCCUCUCCAGCAAGCAGGCACCGCUCCGCAUUCAUCCCGUGCAGGAUCUGGCGGAACCCGCCGUUCUCCUUGCCCACAAGCGUGGAAGCAGGCACCUCGUACUUGUCGAAAAACACCUCGUUCGCAUCCACGGCGCGCCCGCCCAUCUUCUUGAUCUUCUUCAGCUCCAGGCCCGCCUUCGUCUUGUCAAUGUCGAUACAGAACAUGGACAAUCCCUGCGUCGGCUUCGACACCUCCUCUAGCGGCGUCGUCCGCGCCAGCAGAAUCAUCUUCGACGCGACCUGCGCGCAUGUAAUCCAGAUCUUUUGCCCCGUGAUGGAAUAGUGGGUGCCCGCGGCAUUGAGCGUCGCGCGAGUCUGCAGUUUCAGCGUGUCGAGACCCGUGUUUGGUUCUGUGACUCCAAAACACGUGCGCCAUUUGCCGUUGAUGAUGUUGGGAAUCGUUUCGGUGACUUGUUCACGGGACCCGAAGCGUGCGAGGGGUUGUGUUGCGUAGACGUUUGCGUGGAUUGCUUGGGCGCCGGCCAUUCCGGCGCCAGACUGUGUGAUUGUUUGCAUCAUCAUUGUUGCUUCGGAGAUUCCUACCAUUGUUAGGACUGAUCGUACAUGGAUUGAGAGGAUCGAAAGAUGGUAGAUAAGGAGGUAGGUGGCGACAUACCGAGUCCAGCCCCUCCGUGCUCUUCAGGCAGUGCAAUUCCGAGCCAUCCAUCCUUUGCCAGCGCGGCGUGAAACUCUUUUGGAUCGCGCUCUUGCUGGUCGCAUUCCUGCCAGUAGGUGUUUGGGAAGUUGGCGCAAAUGGUCGAGAUGGCGUCGCGGACGGUCAAUUGAUUCUCGGUGAAGCCCGUCAGGUCCAUAAGCGGGCGACGAGCGGAUGUCGAAAAGAGGCGCCUGCCCGUGUGCGAGAGUCUCGAUAUGCGAAACAUAUUGACCAACUUGACUCUGUGAAUUGUCCAAGCUGGAGUGGAACUGGGGGAGCUCCAGUGCUUAAAUCGCCCCGCCAUGCUGGGCAUAUAACCGAAGUAGCCGAAGAAGCCGAAUCAAAUCGGCGAACCCCCCCAUCCAAAAGCCAUCUCGCUCCCCCGCACACUGAGGCUCCUCGCCAUAUCUCAGUACCCAGGACGAUCUGCUCCAAGAUGCCGUUGCGACGGGCAAAGCAAGCCUGUAUCCACUGCCACCGCCGGAGGAUCCGCUGCGACGUGCUGCAGCAGCGUCCGUGCUCGAACUGUGUGUCGCAAGAUGUGGCCUGCGAGCUGGGCGUUUCGCAGCGGGGGAAAUAUCCUCGCAAGAAGUCUCUCAAGACACAACCUACACAACCACAGCCGAUUCUCCCGGAACUCGCCACACCUGCUGCAACCAGCGUCUCGCCAGGCGUGGCCACUACCACCCAUCAUGGCUACUCGCACAGCCAUCCCAACCAUGUCCCGCAACGAAUCACCGAACCCACCGUCUUCCUCGGCGAAUCCAGCCCGCUAACCUCCGUCAUGGACCCCAGCCAACCCCCAAAACUCCACUACCCGCUCCCCGACCGGCUCGCACCCUCAAGUACUCGAGACGAAGCUGUGCGCCUACACCAGGUCCAACGCGCCGCGCAGCUCGAGUCCGACGGCUCACUGUCCUUUCCGCCGCAGGAGACAACCGACUCUUUACUCCAGGCGUACUUUCGCUGGUUCCACCCGUGCUUUCCGAUUCUGGACCGCGCCGCUGUCUACAGAGGGAAAUGUCAGGGGACGUUAUCGCCGUUGUUGCUGCAGGCUAUGCUCUUCAUCGGAGUCAGUCUCUGUGACGAUGAGGCGUUUGCGAGGACAGAGUUCCCCGUGCGGUAUCGGGCGAAGUUUCUGUUCUAUUCGAGGGCCAAGGCCAUCUAUGAAGCGGAUGCAGAGUCGAGUCCGACAGUGAAGUUACAGGCACUGUUCAUGCUGAGCUUUUGGCGUGGAGGGCCGUCGGAGGAGCGCGAUGUGCGGUUCUGGCUCGGGGUUGCCAUCUCGUUGGCGCAGAAGAGGGGGAUGCAUAUGAUGUCUAAAUUCUCGCACCCGACAAGAGAGAAGAAGCUCUGGAAGCGCAUCUGGUGGGCUUUAUAUAUUCGCGACCAACAAAGCGCCGCAGCGCUCGGUCUCCCGCCGCGGAUCCGCGAUGAAGAUGGCGAUGUGGCGAUGCUGGAGCCGCACGAUGUUCUCGAGGAUGAGGUCGUUGAUGACCCCGUUUUUGGCCGGCAGAGACCGCAGGAUGUGCUUUACCCUGUGGAAAUGGCCAAGUUGGCGAGGCUCCUCCGAACGAUCGUCUCAACGCAAUACCUUCAUCAUCAAAAGCCGGACCUCGCAACGAGAAACGCACUGAAUCAGCAGCUCUGCGUCUGGGAAUCGGAACUGCCCAUUGAACUCCGUCUCGACGCUGUGACCACAGACGCCCUCCUCCUGACCGGACUCCUUCACCUCACCUACCAAAACCUCUACAUCCUCCUCUACCGCCCCGUUUUCCUCGACCCAACUCCAUUCGACGAUGGCCAAAUCGCCCUCGACGCAGCGACAAAGUCCUCUCGGAUCAUGGAAGAUCUCCUCUCGCACCACCUUGUCCAGCAUGGACCUCCUCACCUAAUAACCCACGCCUUCUCAACCCUCUGCAUCCACACAAUCCACCACCGACGCUCGUCAGGAACGACACGGACCCUCGCCGAACACCGCGCACGCCUCUGUCUGCUCAGCCUCGAGGAGCUGCAGAAAUCAUGGGAUCUCGAGAACUGGGUCCUGCAUCUGUUCUUCAAGGGACUUGAUGAUGGGACGGCACAGUCGUUGAGGUUGUCGACGCCCGGGGAGAUGGGAGUUUCGCCGGAGGGGAGUGGGGGUGCGCUGGGUGGUGGAGAAGGGGGUGUUGAUGGGAGUGAGGGUGGGAGUGUGAGGAGGCAGGGGUAUGGCACUGGCAAUGGGGGUGGACACGCCAACACAAAUGGAAUGGGGAUGGGCAUAGAUGUGGGACAGGAUGAUUGGUACGGGUGGAUUCCGGGGGACGAUGAGGCGGAUGCACUGAAUCUGCAGAAUUUGGAGUUUCUGUAUCGGUUCUUGUAGCCCUAUUGUUUUUGGUCUCUCCGUUUGCGGAAUCGAAGAAAAGAGGGAAAAAAAAGAAGAAGGAAUAGGACUAUCCAAUCCUAUAAGCCAAAUCCCUGAAUGGCACCGGCUCAGUGCCCUUGACUCAGAACUCAUGUAGAUCCGUCCCUCGGUCCGUCGGGUAUGUAUACCCACCCCCGUUGACAAUAGAUGUCAAAGAGCUUUAGCAGCUUGCAGGGGAUGGGGUCCCUGAUCUACACAGCCCAAG
Messenger RNA from Aspergillus calidoustus, 3736 nucleotides. The record is from the annotation of a GenBank genome assembly. Lineage: Eukaryota; Fungi; Ascomycota; Eurotiomycetes; Eurotiales; Aspergillaceae.